Molecule: messenger RNA, 849 nt
Organism: Trichophyton rubrum CBS 118892
Lineage: Eukaryota; Fungi; Ascomycota; Eurotiomycetes; Onygenales; Arthrodermataceae
Exons: 1
Coding region: 1-849 (282 amino acids)
Source: RefSeq, a predicted model, not a curated record
AUGCCGCCCUGGACGGGCUCGAAGCUCUUGGUCGGGCUUCCCAAGGGAACGCCGUGCAUCAAAUAUACCAAUAUGAGAGAAUUGGAAGCUGCAAUCCAGAGCCGGGCAUCAGAAUGCUACGAAGAAAUCUUCAAAGGCACCUUCCUUGUAGUGACGGCAAUACCCUCUACUUUUAUCACAGAAGUGGACGGGUUCUACGGUGACAGAGGCCCGCGGUUCGCCAUCAAUAUUGACGAAAGCCUAGCAGUCGCCGAAACCAUGCUUUUUAAGCCACACGAAAUCCUGACCCAGAACCUUGUCAUUCACAUAGGGAGUGCCAUAGAUCAAAUGGGGCUACGGAAAGUCUACAUCCCCAGUGGUGCGGCAAGCAUGAACAGCCCAAGCCGGGCAAAUACAAGGUCGACCAAGCAACCAGACGGGAGUUUCUUCAUCGAAGGAGAAGAAUGGCCUACUCUAGUAAUCGAGAUUGGGUUAUCUGAAAGUAUACAGAAGCUGGUCAUGGAUGCUCAUUGGUGGCUGGAGGCUGAAGGGUCUUGCACCCUAAUUGUGAUUACAGCAAAAAUUGAUAGGCACAAGCCAUUGAUAACAUUCCAGCGCUGGGAGCAUGAGCAUCACCAUCCACCGCACCGUCCCAUCACGGGCCACUGUUAUCUAAAUAGCACGGUGGUACAGGAGGUCUGUGCCGUCCAUGAAAAUGGCGUGACAAGAGUCACCGGCAACAUAAUAUUACCUUUUGAAAAAAUGUUGCGUCGGUCCAAAGAGACUAAAAAGGAAACAGACAUCAAUAUUGGGCGAGAUAUAUUAAUAGACUUUGCCGAAGCAACAUGGAAAAGCCAGGGGUUUAUGUAG